Messenger RNA from Lactuca sativa (garden lettuce), 1269 nucleotides. RefSeq names its product putative ubiquitin-conjugating enzyme E2 38. NCBI's taxonomy places the organism in Eukaryota, Viridiplantae, Streptophyta, Magnoliopsida, Asterales, Asteraceae. The record is from RefSeq and is a predicted model, not a curated record. Gene Ontology annotation, molecular function: ubiquitin conjugating enzyme activity.
AUGGGGUCGCCGGCGGCAGGAAGAUGCAACUCUCAAAACUCAACGAAAAGAGUGUUUCUCGGGAGAUCUUCCAGCACGGAAUCCAAACUAGAGACGUCUUCUUCGCCUUGUAAUCAUCCGCUAAAAGGCAAGAACAAGAUGCAUGAAGAAGACGAGGGCAUCAUUAUCUCUCCAACUUACAGUGGCGUAGUAGAACAAGAUUCAGCUAAUCGCAAGAUAAUGUCCUCCAGUUCAGAAAAACUCACUCGUAUAGAAGAUCUGAUCACGUCGAAUCAAGAUUCCAGAAAGAUCCAAAACAGCUCAAAUGUAAUGGAGAUUUAUAAUUACUCCAACAUGAUCCAACAAAAACGCAAUGAAGUUAUGAGAAAGUAUCUGGAUUUCAAGAAGUUUGAUAUUGUUGAGGACUAUUCUGAUCAUCACUAUAAAGUUAAAGGGCCAAAUUCGGAAAAAAUGCAGCCACAAAAAAACUGGGCUAAAAGGAUACAAAAAGAAUGGCGAAUGCUCAAGAAGGCCUUGCCAGAUACUAUAUUUGUUAGGGUUUAUGAAUCAAGAAUGGAUCUUUUAAGAGCAGUGAUUAUAGGAGCAGAAGGGACACCAUAUCAUGAUGGUCUUUUUUUCUUUGAUGUAUUCUUCCCUUACAAGUAUCCAGAUGUUCCCCCAAAAGUGCAUUAUCAUUCUAGUGGCCUGAUAAUUAAUCCGAAUCUUCGUUACGAUGGGAAAGUUUGUUUGAGCCUUUUAAACACUUGGAGUGGUGGCAAGAAUGAGAAAUGGACACCUGGCGUUUCGACUAUGCUACAAGUUUUGGUGUCUAUACAGGGUUUGAUUUUGAAUGAAAAACCCUAUUUUAAUGAUCCUAUAUUUGCACGUCCGAGUGGUUCUAGAACUGGGGAAUAUCGUUCCAUGAAAUAUAAUGAGCGGACUUUGAUUUAUUCUCUCAAAACUAUGGUCUACACCAUGAGGAAUCCACCUAAGCAUUUUGAAGAUUUAGUGAUUGGGCAUUUUCAUAAUCGUGCAGUUAGUAUUUUGACAAUUUGUAGAGGUUAUACUAAAGGUGUAAGAGUUGGAUGUGGUGUUAAUGUGGGUGAGGAGAAGAAUUCACAUGGAUUUCAGAAAAAUGUUGAACGGCUCAUGAGGACACUUGUUCGGGCAUUUGAAAAAAUAGGAGUUGAUAAUGUGAACGAAUUCAUCCCAGAAAUUGUCCCCGAGUUUACACCCCAAACUCGGAAUAUGGCUCAAAAGAUAAGGGCAUUUUUCUGUAUCAAAGGGUGA